AUGACUGCCGACGAGCCGCAGGCAAGUAUCGAAAGGAGUAGGGUCCAGACUAAGGCAGAAGAAAGCGACACAAAUGGUGCACCCCUACCCGAAGAGGCAAUGAGCGCGCGGAGUGGCUCUGCAGGUCUGCCACCGCAGCCAGAACUGUUAGCUCGCGCAUCCCAAGGCGAGCUGCCAUCCGUAGCUAAGGCUGUGGGCGAAGGGGCUUCGAUCAAUCCCCACCGCGAUUACUACGCCGAUCUUCGCGAGGUACUCAACGCGCCGUCCGAGGCCCGCAUCGCCGCUCUCAAGCGUGAGCACUACGAGCGUUACGGUGAAGACCCCAUUUGGACUGCCUUGCUGGAAGAUGCCCAAGCAUCUCUGCAGACAGGUAUUCGCAUCCGGGAGCAGCUCCUGAGCAAUCUGCGGCAGCAGUUGUUGGAGGCGAAUGAGAUUUUGCUCGGAGGGGUGGCUGAAGAGUCUCAGAGGCAGGGUUAG
Peniophora sp. CBMAI 1063 is the source of this 477-nucleotide messenger RNA. The record is from the annotation of a GenBank genome assembly. NCBI's taxonomy places the organism in Eukaryota, Fungi, Basidiomycota, Agaricomycetes, Russulales, Peniophoraceae.